Molecule: messenger RNA, 763 nt
Organism: Rhipicephalus microplus (southern cattle tick)
Lineage: Eukaryota; Metazoa; Arthropoda; Arachnida; Ixodida; Ixodidae
Source: RefSeq, a predicted model, not a curated record
CGCAACAGUGUGCUCCACGUCAAGUCGGCAAGAUGAACGCUGUCCUGUGUCUCCUCCUGUGCUGGGCCCCACUUCGACUACAGGCUGUACAGCCCAAUGGAGAAGUGUUCGUGCGGAAUCCAAAGGAAUCGAACUUCUACAUGGAUCGCAUCCUGCUGACAGACAUGAUUGCGCAAGUUCGCUUCCUAGACCUGGACCCGUUCCAUUUGCCACCAUUUGAGACAGACUUCAAGGACAGCAUCCUGGGAAUUCCCGUCCACGGCCACGCCAAAUUUGUAAACGGCACUCUACGUGGUCUAUCGCGCGUCAACCGUUUCGGUGACUGCACGGCCCCCGGCUGGCUUAACGGCAACAUCACGGUCACAUGCAACCUGCUAAUUGACGACCUGGACAUCAUAUACGACGCGCGCGUCAAGUACGGCGUAGUGCCCGAACUGCGCGCGCGCGUUGAGUCGCGAGUGGGCACGUGCUACGCCCACAUGGAGGCCACCGCGGCACCAGGAAAACCGGCCGUGCUGCGCUCUUUCCAGAUUACGGGUCUCGGUGACCUCGACACCAAGUGGUCGGGUCUUGGACCACUGAACCCUUACCUGAGCAGCAUCAACGAAGACUACCGCGCUAACAUCGCUGGCGUAGUCUACAGUACUUUCUACAGCAGUUACAAGGUUGCCCUGGACCGCUCUCUGUCGCACGAGCCUAUGCCUAAGCCUUGAAGCAGGAAAACGUCUUCUGAGAGCAGACAUCACGCUUGGAAGCUGAAGCC